AGGCGAGAGACUUGUUGUUUCCUGGCAGAGCGGGGUCCCGGCCCCGCGGCUCUCUGGUUUUGUGUGGGUCCCGGGUGGAGGGCCCGGGUGCCGGGGCCCGAGGUGCCGCCUCGCUAGCGGGAGAGGGAGCGGGAGCGGGAGCAGCGGCCCGGAGAGAGGUGAGGGGCUCUGCGCGGACCGCGGCCCCGCCGCCCCCCGCCGGCCCCGCCCCCUUCUCUGAGCCCGCUCCGCCCGAGCCCCCGUCGAAUGCCACCCCGCCCCCCCGGCCUGGCGCGGCCGGCCGACCCCGCCUCCGGUGGACCCCCUCCGAGCCUGUGGCCUCACCUCUGACCCCCGGGACCAGCCUCCCCGCCCUCCAGUGUGCCCGUCUGGACCCCUCCCACGCCUCCAAACCCUACCCGGCCCUGGACGAGGCCGUCCGAGCGAGGGUCCUCGCGAAUCCGGGAGCUGCUUGCCGCUGCCCGGCGGGAUUCUACCGGCCCAGCCUUCCUAGGGGUGCUUAGGACACCCGGUCCCCACAUCUGCGAGGGUAGCUUUUGCACGGGCUCCAGAGUCUACAGGGCGGGAGGAUGGAGACAGACCCUAAUUGGAACUGAGGUUCAGGGCAGCUCUCAGGGCCAGUGUGGGGCAAGAGGAUGCUUUCCCAGCCCCACCAUGGAGCUCCGCUGUGGGGGACUGCUGUUCAGUUCUCGCUUUGAUUCAGGGAACCUAGCCCAUGUGGAAAAGGUGGAGCCUGUGCCUAGUGAUGGGGAAGGAGCGGGAGGGGUGGCCUCGGCCCCCACUGGUGGCAUUGCUUCUUCCCCUGACUACGAGUUCAACGUGUGGACCCGGCCGGACUGUGCUGAGACAGAAUUUGAGAACGGGAACAGAUCAUGGUUCUACUUCAGUGUCCGGGGAGGAACCCCAGGCAAACUUAUCAAGAUCAACAUUAUGAACAUGAACAAGCAGAGCAAGCUGUAUUCUCAGGGCAUGGCCCCCUUUGUGCGCACCCUGCCUUCCCGGCCACGCUGGGAACGCAUUCGAGACAGACCCACCUUUGAGAUGACAGAGACACAGUUUGUGCUGUCCUUUGUGCACCGUUUUGUGGAGGGCCGGGGAGCCACCACCUUCUUCGCCUUCUGCUACCCAUUCUCCUACAGUGACUGCCAGGAUUUGCUAAACCAGCUAGACCAGCGCUUUCCAGAGACUUACUCUACCCAGAGCAGUCCUCUGGACAGCAUCUAUUACCACCGGGAACUUCUCUGCCACUCUCUGGACGGACUUCGGGUAGAUCUACUAACAGUCACUUCCUGCCACGGGCUUCGAGAAGACCGGGAACCCCGUCUGGAGCAGCUAUUCCCUGACCUCAGCACUCCCCGGCCAUUCCGUUUCACAGGCAAAAGGAUAUUCUUCUUAAGCAGCAGGGUACACCCUGGAGAGACUCCAUCUAGCUUUGUCUUCAAUGGCUUUUUGGACUUCAUCCUUCGACCUGAUGACCCCCGGGCGCAAACCCUACGUCGACUCUUCGUCUUUAAGCUGAUUCCCAUGUUAAACCCUGAUGGUGUGGUUCGGGGUCACUACCGCACAGACUCACGUGGGGUGAAUCUGAACCGUCAGUACCUGAAGCCUGAUGCUAUCCUACACCCAGCCAUCUACGGCGCUAAAGCUGUACUUCUCUACCAUCACGUACACUCCCGUCUCAACUCCAAGAGUCCCAGUGUCCAGCAGCCCAGUCUCCAUCUCCCUCUUGAGACUCCUCUUUCUGACCUCGAGAAAGCCAAUAACCUCCACAAUGAAGCACACCGUGGGCAGUCACCUGCUGGGGAAAACACUAAGACCUGGACUGAGACCAAGCCAGCAGAAGAGAAGACUGAAUCUGUGUGGAUUGUGCCACAACAGCCUCCUGAACUGGAGGAGCCAGCCCCUGACAGCAUCCCCCCAAAAGAGAGUGGUGUUGCUUACUAUGUGGACUUGCAUGGACAUGCUUCCAAAAGGGGCUGCUUCAUGUAUGGAAACAGCUUUAGUGAUGAGAGCACCCAGGUGGAGAACAUGCUAUAUCCAAAGCUCAUCUCCUUGAAUUCAGCCCACUUUGACUUCCAGGGCUGUAAUUUCUCAGAGAAGAACAUGUAUGCCCGAGACCGUAGAGAUGGCCAGUCCAAAGAGGGAAGCGGCCGUGUUGCAAUCUACAAAGCCUCAGGGAUAAUACACAGCUACACACUUGAAUGCAACUACAACACUGGCCGCUCAGUAAACAGCAUCCCUGCUGCCUGCCACGACAAUGGGCGUGCCAGCCCCCCUCCCCCGCCGGCCUUCCCGUCCAGAUACACUGUGGAACUCUUUGAGCAGGUGGGAAGAGCUAUGGCCAUCGCGGCCCUGGAUAUGGCUGAAUGUAACCCCUGGCCCCGGAUUGUGCUGUCAGAACACAACAGCCUCACUAACCUGCGGGCCUGGAUGCUGAAGCAUGUGCGCAACAGCAGAGGUCUGACCAGCACUGUGAAUGUGAGCGUGAAUAAGAAGAGAGGCUCCCGGACUCCUCCCAAAAGUAACAAUGCAGUGCCUGUUUCCUGCUCUGAAAAUGCUGGGAGCCGGGCUCGAAGUCUCAGCACCGGUGCAGGCGGCGGCGGCGGCGGCGGCGGCGGCGGCGGCGGCGGCGGCCAACAAAACUCCCCACAGAUGAAGAACUCUCCCAGCUUUCCUUUUCAUGGCAGUCGGCCUGCAGGGCUGCCAGGCCUGGGCUCUAGCACCCAGAAGGUCAGCCAUCGGGUGCUGGGCCCUGUCAGAGAGCCCCGAUGCCCAGACAGGAGACGGCGGCAGCAGCCACUGAACCAUCGACCUACCACAAGCAGCCUGGCCCCAUCCCCAACUCUUCCUAGUUCUGGCCCAGCCUCCUCACGAAACCUGGGCUCCUGCCUACUGCCCAAUUCACUCAGCUUAUCAGGCAGCAGCUGCUCAUUCUCGUCUUCAGGGGACAAGCCAGAGGCUGUCAUGGUGAUUGGGAAAAGUCUGCUAGGGGCUGGUGCUCGGAUCCCCUGCAUUAGGACUCGUUUGCAGACCUGCCCGAGGAGAGUUUCCGCCAGGAGGGGUCCCGGAUUCCCCAGAUUCUUCUGCAUGGAAACUCUCGAAGCAGAAAAGCCUCAUGGAAGAGCCCAACCUCUUAGACUACCCCUGUCCACACAGGCUAGGCCCAGGUUGGGCCGGAGCUCACCGCCGACUCGCAGAGGGAUGAGAGGCUCUUCAAGCCCCACAUCCCCUAUCCCCCAAACCAGAGAGAGCAGUGAGCAGGAGCCGGGACCCCGCUCUGCUACACCAGGGCUGCCUCAGGCCGGCCCCCCACGGCCCCGCUCUGCCCCUGCCUCUUCUCCUAUUUCCUGUACUCUCUCUGACUCCCCAACCCGGAUUUGUUACAGCAGGGGGCCCUUGAACCAAUGUGAGGUUUGUUUUGUCCCUAAAUCUCCAUCACUCACUAUUUUUCCCAGGGUCUGACAAUGCCUUUACCUCCAUGCCCAGGAUAUAGACCUAAGGUGAGGGAACACAGUGAAACGCUAUGUUAGUCCCGUCUUCCAGCUGCUGAUACCAUGUGACAACCAUAGAAUACUGGAAUACUGGCCACACUGUCCGAGGCCUUGCAGAACAUCACCUUGAGACAGAACAAAACAGGGACCUGCCACCCCUUCCCUCCCUCCACAGCACAAGAUUUUGGGACCACAAAAAAAUACAUAUCUAUAUUUUUGUAUUGGGGGGAGGGUGUAGAAAAGAAAGCAGCCCCUAUACUGGGCCCUAUUCAGUGGCAGCUUCUUGUUCCAUAGGGUUAAGGAAGACUUUGAGGAAAUAAAAGUUGUUUG
This is a messenger RNA of Onychomys torridus (southern grasshopper mouse), 3821 nucleotides long. RefSeq names its product ATP/GTP binding protein like 5 (gene Agbl5). The record is from RefSeq and is a predicted model, not a curated record. Gene Ontology annotation, biological process: proteolysis; protein deglutamylation. Gene Ontology annotation, molecular function: zinc ion binding; metallocarboxypeptidase activity. NCBI's taxonomy places the organism in Eukaryota, Metazoa, Chordata, Mammalia, Rodentia, Cricetidae. The coding region runs from base 655 to 3462 and encodes 935 amino acids. The transcript has 16 exons.